Messenger RNA from Patella vulgata (common limpet), 1313 nucleotides. RefSeq names its product histidine N-acetyltransferase-like. The transcript has 4 exons. The record is from RefSeq and is a predicted model, not a curated record. Gene Ontology annotation, molecular function: acyltransferase activity, transferring groups other than amino-acyl groups. The coding region runs from base 94 to 1032 and encodes 312 amino acids. NCBI's taxonomy places the organism in Eukaryota, Metazoa, Mollusca, Gastropoda, Patellidae.
AGGACAUGUUGCUGCAUGGUUUUAUACUAUAUAUAUCGUCAUUACUUAGUAUGACAUUGACAUAAAUUAAGAUCAAAUAAAAAGAUUUACUAAAUGAACAUGGCGGACGAUCUGGUCAUAAGAUCAGCAAUUUUAGAAGAUUAUCGGGGUGUUAUGGAUAUUGGACAUCUUUAUGGAGGACGAGAUUAUCUUCCUGCAAUGUAUGAAAAAUAUUUAAAAUGGUUCAACUGCUAUGUUGGUGAAAUAGAUGGUGAAAUUGUAGCUUUCCAUGCAGAUAGAUUGGUAGAUGCCGGUGAAACUUUAGCAACCGCGGCUGCACGUGUUAAAGAGGGUUACCAAGGUCGAGGAAUUUUAGCAGCCAUUUUGAAACAUGUGCACGAUUCGUAUAUAAAUAUGAAGACGGUAAAAUAUGAAGUUAUGACAAUUAAUAAUAUUAACGUGAAUGGUGAAAGAAUAAAACGAAAGUUUACACAGAUUUUAGAAAGGGUAACUGUGGAGAUAAUUGGAGAAGUAGGGGAUUUUAAACCAAAUAAAAUUGAUUCUGAUCAAACUAGAGUUCAAGAGCUGACAUCAGAAGAUUUGAAGGAAAUAUUCCAAUCUAAAGAAAUGUGUUCCAAAUUAUUUCCGGGAGAAAGAAUUGUGCCGAACUGCUAUCCCUAUCGUCUGCUACCUGAGAAUAUUCCUCUAAUGAUGGACGGGUGUCAAUUCUGGGGCACUAAAAGUUCUGAUCAAUCGAAAUACACGACACUGACUGUUACAGAACAUUUCAAGUUAAGAAAUAGAUUGAUGUUCAAACUUUGUAUUUAUGGGAGUGACGCAGUUGAUAUACAACAACAUUGUCUGAAACAUAUACAUAAUCUGAAUAUCUUGGUUAAAAGCGGAACAUAUACGUCUAUUAUGAUUCACAUAACUCAUUCACUAGAUUGUCAAGAUACCGGGACAUUUUUAUCUACGUUUGAAAAGAGUGGCCUUAAAAUUAACGAUGAUUUGGCCGGGAAUAGGUCGAUAGUAGUUGAACGGGAAAUAAGAUAAUUUUAAAAACAAGAAAUGAAAUGAAAUGGGGUUUAACGUCCUACUCAUAUACUGGGCCAAUGAAGACGGGCAUAUGCCAUACAGUGUGCUAUGAGGGAAAUUUUGCCCGGGCAGCGGCACUAUCGCCUACUCUCAUAUCGAAUUCCAACUGCUUCAAAAACAAGAUUAAAGACAGAAAUAUCUGAAUAUUACCAUUUUGAGAUUUUAACGUACAGAAAGGUGGUAGCGCUUUCACUGUAAUAUUUAUUCUAUUAAAGAUACAUUAUUUGAGAUUAGAUAAA